Molecule: messenger RNA, 2046 nt
Organism: Penicillium verhagenii
Lineage: Eukaryota; Fungi; Ascomycota; Eurotiomycetes; Eurotiales; Aspergillaceae
Product: fungal specific transcription factor domain-containing protein
Exons: 2
Coding region: 1-2046 (681 amino acids)
Biological process (GO): regulation of DNA-templated transcription
Cellular component (GO): nucleus
Molecular function (GO): DNA-binding transcription factor activity, RNA polymerase II-specific; transcription cis-regulatory region binding
Source: RefSeq, a predicted model, not a curated record
AUGCGAAAAGAAAAAAUAGAAACAGACUCCGAAAUAAUUCAGGACAUUGUGCACUUUCCAAUUAGUGAGCAAGCAACACCAAACCCCCUUCGCAACGAGCAACCAUAUCAAACUUUAUCACCAACCGCAAAUCACAUACCGAGACUGGACUUUUCCCAAAGCCAAGGGAAUAUUUUACAGCAAGAAACAGACUACACAUUGCCUCACCAUGCCCAAGAACCAAUCAGCAAUCCUCUUGCACUGCUGGCGGACGCAUCAGAUGCUGCACGGGCACUCGAGCCUCAUUCAAUAUCGGCCGACAACACACCACACUCUAUGGGCGAAACAUCAGGUCAAGGAGAUAAUCUCGUGGGUACAGGAAGUCUCGGUCGCUUACUGCGGCGACCAGGCUAUGUUUCGCUUGGGCUACAAUUGAGCAGAGACAGCAUGGAAAAUGCGUUAGAUGCUCUGCUCACACCCACACAUAACGUGGACAGAUACUCGAAUUAUUUCAAGAGACCUGUCCAAGAAUCUCUUCGAGAUAUCGGACCAGAUGUGGACCCUGUGGAUUUGGGGUUGGUUACUAUGGAGGAGGCCCACUAUCUAUUCCCCAUCUAUUUUACCCGCCUGCAUCCAAUCAACGGAAUACUGGAUCCUGUCCUCCAUACCGCCGAAUUUGUUCGCUCGCGAUCUUCGUUACUAUUUACAUGGGUCCUAGCCUUAACAGCGCAAUUUGAUCAUGCGUCUGCUUCAAUCGCCAAGAGACUACGCUUACAUGGGGAGAAACUAUCGAAGCAUGUCCACACAUGCGGCUUUAAAUCAGUUGAAAUCGUUCAGGGCUACUAUAUUUCACUACUAUCUGCCACUCCCGCUGAGACAUUAGCGAAGGAGCGCUCUUGGCUAUAUACAAUGCACGCCUUCGGUGUAGCUGCAGAGCUUGGGUUAGACCAAUACUCCGAUACAGGAGAGUCUCGGACAGGCCUACUUCUGUCUACAUACAACAUGGAACACAGUACAUCUAGGACCUCAGGUCCCACGGCUAACCAGAUUUCUCCCCAGUGUGAAAAUGACAGUUUAUAUGAUCAACGAUUGAUACGCAACCGGGAAAGAACAUGGUUUAGGAUACUUCUAUGGGAGCGAGCCAAUAGCGCUGCAUAUGGCCGGAUUCACAGUUUUCCGGAAACAACACUGACCAAAGGCAUCGAACGAUGGUGGGUGCACCCACUAGCCGAUCCUACAGAUAGACAUACAAGCGCAUUCAUCGCUCUGCGACGGAUCCUCGCCUCCCUCAACGGCGACCUCCGAGAUAAAGAGGACGCACAUCACACUGAUCCGCAUUGGGUACGAGAUCUCGUGGACAAUGCGCUCCAGCCUUGGUGCAGUACAUGGCUAGGGACGCCGGCUACCAGUGCAUCAUGUUCAACAGAGCAACUUUCAAACACGUUCCUUCGGUACGUCUACCUUCACGGUAGACUAUGGACUCUCUCAAUUGCGCUCCAUACUACCAAAGAAGACAACGGCAACAUGGCUGGGAUUCGUAACGAUUGUUUUGAAGCGGCCAUCAAUGCAUGCGAAGUGGCAGUACAUGAUCUGGAAACAAUAGGAGAGCCAUUGUACGGCAUGCUAGCACCGACUUGGGCUAUGAUCUCUUAUGCUGCUGUCCUGGCUUUGAAAUUAUUUCCCGCGAUAUACGGAUCCCGGCUUGGAAGUCAGCUUGAGCUAUUUGCUCUGCUGGGUCAGGUUGGCCUACAACUUGAGCGCGCUGGUCAAACACCAUCUCAUCGAUUUGGUAUUGCGGCCUUACUGGGUCAACAUAUUAUGAUGAUACUUCGGGCUAAGUCUGUGGCUUUGAGGGAAGAGUUGCAUAUUGAGUCAUCUUAUUCUCAAAACUGCAGUAAUGAGCAACAAAUAUCUCAGGAUAGGGCGACAAGCCGGUCAAAUGGCCCAUUUGUCUCUGAUUACGACCCCUUCCUCACAAAUGCUAGCUUAGCAGGUGAUGUUACUGAAGAUGGAUUUGCAGAUCUAUUUCGAGAAAUAUUUGGCCCGGGUUUUGGAGGCGUCUUUUGA